Molecule: messenger RNA, 1809 nt
Organism: Bipolaris sorokiniana ND90Pr
Lineage: Eukaryota; Fungi; Ascomycota; Dothideomycetes; Pleosporales; Pleosporaceae
Exons: 3
Coding region: 96-1427 (443 amino acids)
Source: RefSeq, a predicted model, not a curated record
ACAACUAGCAGCACAAGUAUUACCUGAAAACUAUCACUAGUCAAUCUUCUAGAGAAGCGAGUAGAAGAAACAACAAUUUAUCAAACAGCGCCAGCAUGGGUAACGACCACGAUAUGAUUGUGGUCGACAGCAAGUCGCGCUCGAAAAAUGCAAAAUCUAACGAGAAAGAAAAUGGAAAGAAGCGAAAGACACCCGGCGACAAGGAUAGCCCUAUGAAGAAGAGAAAGGGUGAUGUCCAAGAAAAAAAUGUUGAAGAUAUCGACACGUCAAGACCAACUGCCGUUUUCAAUCCUACCAAGGGCCGCAACUGGACGGUGACAAUUGCUCUUCCCGGCAGCUGGACUCUGAAUGCAAAGAAGCCCGAUCACAAAACCAUCCAGGUUGGACGCAUUGCGCGCGCAGCAGCCAUCUACUGUGUCGACGAAAUCGUGGUUUAUGACGACGACCCAAGUAACAUUGACCACAACGUAGUCGAGCAAAAGUAUAUUCGUAAAGGUCGCACGAAACAGCAGGUUCUAGACUCCAUUUCCGAACAAGACGAAGCAUGGCAGAAUCCUGAUCAGUUCCUGUACCAUUUGUUGGCUUUUGCAGAGUGCCCACCACAUCUGAGGUAUGACCGAGAGGAUCCGCGGUUGAGCAUCUUCAAGGAACAUCAAAACCUCAAGUGGGUGGGUAAUCUCCCCAGCAUGGACAUGCCUCAUCAUUUAAGAAGCCACGAGUGGUGUCAGUACCGCGAGGGUGUUUUUCUAGGCUCUGCACCGCCCCCAGGCGGCAGCAAGUCCAAGAAGGUAGCACGAGAAGACUACGCAUACGUCAAGUGCGGUCUGCCUUACCCAAUCCGCGUACCCAUACCCAAAGAGGCGCCUGUGGAGCAAGGAAUGCGCACCACUGUAAGGUUUGCUAAUCAAGAAGCGCCGAGGGGUUGGCCUAAUCUCUCACAACAAGACUGUGACAGUCUAGAAGCUACGGCGUGUGCUGCCAGUUUACCGCGUGAGGAAGGCGGUUACUAUUGGGGUUACAAUGUAAGACGCGCUGCCUCGCUCGGUGCAGUCUUCUCCGAGUGCGAAUACCCUGGUGGCUACGACAUGUCGAUUGGUACCUCCGAGCGCGGACAGUCGGUGUAUUCAUUUCUCUCAAAUACCGGUGGAGUUUCCCCGGGUGACAUGUCUAGCUCCACCGUCUCUGGGGCUCCGGAAUCCUUCAACCACCUACUCAUCGUAUUCGGCGGUCAAGCGGGCAUAGAACCAGCGGUCGCCAGUGAUCCGGAACUGACUAGUAAAGGACUAGACAAAUCUACAGCACACCAGUUGUUCGACGUGUGGGUGAAUCUAGUACCACGACAGGGCAGCAGGACCAUCCGGACAGAGGAAGCUGUUAUCAUUGGGCUUGGUGCGCUCAAACCUUGGAUUGACACUUUGUACGUAUGAGUGGGCAGUGUAGGGAAAGGGGCCGAUAAGACAUGACUUGCUUCGGACUGUGAACACAUCACUUGCACUGAAUAGUCAUGGUGAAUUCAAAUAUGGAAAGAAGUACGCAAAUUAAGGUGCUGCGUAACAUGGAGUGAUACGUUAUAAAUGGCAAAAAAACGAAGAAAUCUCGUAACUCGACGAGCUACACGCAAUCCCAAUCAUGAAGCGGGAUCAAAAAUUUGUGCAGAGAGAUGCCAUAAGCUGCCGGGCAUGGCACGUCAUGUUUCUAGAAGAGGGCAAGGGUCGGCGAGUCGUGUACUGCCCAUUGGCCCAGGAGGGCGUAUCCUACUGUAUGCCAGACAAACGCCCAGUCUUUUCCAAGUCCUCCGCAUCCUACACA